Molecule: messenger RNA, 598 nt
Organism: Struthio camelus australis
Lineage: Eukaryota; Metazoa; Chordata; Aves; Struthioniformes; Struthionidae
Source: RefSeq, a predicted model, not a curated record
AUGCUUAUGGAGUCUGAAUCACUGGAAAGAUGAGCUGUCCUGUAUCCUGCUUUGGUCAUGGAAAAGAUAUCUAGUGGCAAGGUUGGCUUUGCUCUUGGCAAUGUGGUUGGGAUGUAUCUAGCUCAGAACUAUGAGAUUCCUAACCUUGCAAAGAAGCUUGAAGACUUUAAGAAGGAUGUGGAAGCUAAGAAGAAACCUCCCAGUGACAAAUCCUAAGAGAGUGUUACCCUGGUCACCUCUGUGCAAGCAUCAAGGAUGCAAUUUACCCUUCAGACAACAAAGAUCAAGUAGAAGUUUGGCAUGGGAGGUUCCUCCAGAUUUAGUCUCCUAGAACUGGAAUAUCCUUGUUUUGAAAGAGCAACCACGAACUUUUCCUAGGACUGAUUUUAAGGGGUUUCAGUAUUUUGGAUUUACAGAUUAUGUGUGACUGGAAAAGAUAGUUUGUAUUUUUUGUUAAUGCUUUUCCUAAUGUUUUAUAACUCAUUUUUACCUGAUCCAACUGGAGAAUGGUGUAAGUCCUGUUACUAUCCGUACCUCAUAGUUUGUAAUACCGUAGUCUUAGAACAUCGCAAAAUAAAUUAAAUGCAUCAAGAGGCAA